AUCGCAAAAGGGAUCCAGCUCGCUGCUCCCCAGGACCGCCAAAAUGUCCGCCCUCUUCAACUUUCAAUCACUCCUUCUCGUCAUCCUCCUCCUGAUCUGCACCUCGGCCUACACACACCAGAUCUUCCCCUCCUUCAUGGACAACCGCAAAGACGGCGUGGUCGGCAUAUUCUGGAAAUUCGCGCGCGUAGGCGAGCGUCUGAGCCCCUACGUCAGCCUCGCCUGCGUCUUCAUGGCCGUCUCCCUCCUCAUCAACUAGAUACCCCUCCCCCCUAACACGAGAAUCUCCCACGACACUACAAGGGACACCAGAGCGGGUGCACACACAACGGCGUUAUCAGGAAAUCAAGGAACCAGGAAAAUCAAACGAGCGGACGGCCGGCGUCGCGGGG
Messenger RNA from Verticillium alfalfae VaMs.102, 392 nucleotides. RefSeq lists its product as hypothetical. Bases 44 to 259 code for a protein of 71 amino acids. Gene Ontology annotation, biological process: protein secretion; intracellular transport. The transcript has 4 exons. Lineage: Eukaryota; Fungi; Ascomycota; Sordariomycetes; Glomerellales; Plectosphaerellaceae. The record is from RefSeq and is a predicted model, not a curated record.